This is a messenger RNA of Paramuricea clavata, 1984 nucleotides long. NCBI's taxonomy places the organism in Eukaryota, Metazoa, Cnidaria, Anthozoa, Malacalcyonacea, Plexauridae. The record is from the annotation of a GenBank genome assembly.
AUGACAUCAUUCUACACGGAAUACAACACGAUAUACUCUAUACACGAUAAGUUGCUUUACAAACAAUUUCGAUUCGCAGUCUCUGACACUAACAGCAUUCCGGCAUGGCAUCUGUUAAUUACGAAUAUUCUAAGUUCAACAGUGGGCUUACUGUGGAACAAGGCGCGUGAUUUCGCAGCAAAAAAGCUAAAAGAUGGCGACACGACGGAUGAAAAAUUUCGUGAAAUAAUUAUUCGAGAUUUAAACGACAUCAAAACCACACUCGACUGUAUAUCCCGUAAAGAUCUACUCAGCAGCUACAGUUUCUUGAAAGAAGGUGUGCUUUUACUUAAUCUAGCGCUUGACCAAUCUAAUGUCAAGCAUACAACGGCACCAGAACAAGCUGAAAACGGUCAAAAUGAAACAUCAGUGUUACCGAAAGAUGGCGAGUGUGGUAUCUUCAACGAAGCCUUGGCACUAGCUCACGCUACGAAAAGGUUAAGUCUAGUAUCGAAUCAGCAUUUUAAAUCUGCUAAAGAUCUUUUGAAAACAGCCCGAGAAAGAGCUACGGAAGCUUUCUGGAACGAAGGCCUGAAUGUUACAGAGAGAAUAAUGGCGUGCAAAUUACGUGUCGUUGCCAGAAUUCUCGAGUGCCUCGAAAAUCCGGAUUCAACAACAACCGCUUGUAGAUUAUUCCUUGAAGAGCUUCAUGGUUUGUCUGCCGUUCGACAAAUAUUCUCAGUUUAUUUAAGCGGUGGGCUUAAGUCAAAGCUAAAUAAAGCCGAACGAUUCGAGAAUGUCAAAUCAGUCAUGCUAACAAAUUUCAUCAUUUUUGAGUUCACUGCGAAAUUCGGUGGUAAAUAUCCCGACGUGCAAUGCUGGCCGACAAUUGAGUUGUCUGAGCGCAAUUUUAACCCUGCACGCGGUUGGUACGAGGUUUGGAAACAAGCGCCGUCGGAUGAAAUGAUUCAACCACCAAAACACCUGGUUACUGAAGUAAUAAAGCCUUAUUCUGCUGUUGUGAACAGCCGAAGUGAGAUAAUCACACGGAGUACUAGUGGCGCUAUAAAAAUUAUUUCUAGCACAAAGGAAAUCAAGGUGGUUAAUUUUCCUGAGCCCCAAGAUGGCGAAUUGAUCUACCAAGUACUGAUGGCACUAGCUGUGGAUAGCAACGAUAACGUGUACGCCAUCAGAUGGCUUCAAACACAAACAAACACUUCAGGUAAUGCAGUGAAUACUAAAAGUUAUGUGAUGUAUGCAUUGGAUCAUAAUUACGAUGUACAGUAUCAGUGUACGUUGGAGUUUCUUGAUGCAACACACAGAAUGGCGGUGAGAAUUGCAACGAAUAAUAACGAUAAUAUUAUCGUCAUUGCAAAUCUCGAGAAACAUGUGUAUAUCUUUGACAAUACCGGACAUUUGAGAUACAAGUUUGAGCGCGACCAAGAUUUGGUAAACUCUUUGAGCAUUUCUGACAAGGGUGAACUCAUAACCAUUCGAUCAAGUGAUCAUGAGGCCGUUCAUAUACACACCCAGGACGGAAUCUUUACGUCAACAAUAAAGGUACCAGAAGGUCACAUAGCAAAAGGGGUUGUGUUUCACUAUGUUAUUUCAAAAAUAAUUGUCCUAACCUAUAACACGAGAAAAGACUCCUUUUUCCUUCUCUGUUAUUCAAGAAAAGGCGAGUUGGAGAGUUCAAUGCUCAUUUGCAAAACGAACAUUAUCCCGAAUAUAACAUCUCAUCCAAGUGGGCCUGUUGCUGUUGUUCAGAAAAGAAGCAUCACCUUUAUUUAACGGUUACACCUACGAAGAUUCUUCCACUGAUUCUUACACCUACAAAGAUUCUUCCACUUGUUACAAUUAUUAUCAUAUUUAUUAUGUAGACGAAACUAUUAAUUGUUUUUAUGUGUAAUUGUAAACCAGUGCAUGCUUUUUCCCAUGUAACUCAUUAUCACUUACCCGUUGAAGACUGCAGACUGGAUAAACUAUUUAGAGUGUUAUUUUCAAG